Exophiala xenobiotica is the source of this 2985-nucleotide messenger RNA. Its product is annotated as homoserine O-acetyltransferase. The record is from RefSeq and is a predicted model, not a curated record. Lineage: Eukaryota; Fungi; Ascomycota; Eurotiomycetes; Chaetothyriales; Herpotrichiellaceae. Gene Ontology annotation, molecular function: homoserine O-acetyltransferase activity. The coding region runs from base 1420 to 2823 and encodes 467 amino acids. The transcript has 2 exons. Gene Ontology annotation, biological process: L-homoserine metabolic process.
GUGUCAUAUGCUGCAUCCACGCUAUCUUCAUUCAUCAGAAAAGUACACAUUGGUCCCUGGCUUCUUAUUGACGGUCAGCGUAAAGAUAUCAGGCCUGGAGUAGCUCCCAACAGCAUCAAAAUCCAUCCGGGCCUCCACCAGAUCGCCUCUGUUCAAUUCUCCAUAAACGAUGGCUUCCUGAUCCCACACAGGCUCCGCAAUAAAAGUGCCCAAAGGCCCGACGAUGCAUGAACCGCCAUGACUGAGAAUUGCUUCAGGAGUCCAAGCUGAACCGUCAGGCUGUCUAUCAUGGUGACUAGCUGUGAAAGGCGGGUAGUCCGAAGGAAAGUCGUCAACCCUUGUGAACUGGUUCACCGAGACGACAAAACACCGCCCUUCCUUUGCAAUGUGUUGCAUCGAGGCAACCCAAGCCGGAAGAUCGUCUGCAUUCGGCGCGAUGUACACCUCGAUUCCUUGCUGGUACAGCGCCAGUCUGGCAGCGGGCAUAUAAUUCUCCCAGCAAAUCAGUCCACCGACACGCCCAAUAUCCGUAUCUACAACUUGAAGUCCAUCGCCUGCUCCACGGCCCCAUACUAGCCUUUCAGCAGCCUGUGUUUGUCCAAGUCAGCACGCAAUAUGCUCAUAACGGCGGCUCUCAAAUGAUAACGUACAGUGGGAAUUAGCUUUCGAUGGGCGUACAACAACUCUCCUUUUCUCGAAAGCAAUAUCGCCGUACAGUAUAAUGUGUCUCUCUCCUUCUCGAUUAUCCCGAUGGAUAGCAAUACAUCAUGUUCCCUGGCAAUGGAACACAGAUGGUCGAACUCAGGCGAAGGAAUCGCAACUGCUGACUGGUGGUAUCUCGCAUACCACUGACGGCCUCGGAGCUCGCGUGCACCGAUUGUCGCGUCGAAAGCGUAACGCCAGGGAUAAGCACUGAGGAACCCCUCGGGAAAGACAACCAGGUCAGCGCCGGCUUUAGAUGCUGUUUUUGUGAACUGUUCAAGCUUUCGGAUAGAAGCCUCUAGUUCGAAAGCGACUGGCGCAGCUUGUACAGCAGCAACCUUGAAUCUCAGAGAGGGAGACAACAUGUCAGCAGGAAUUACGCCUCUUCUUCCCACAAGAGUCGCCCAUGGCAGAGAUCAUGAUGUUUUUGAGUCUGAAAUCUCUGUCAGAAGUCUCUGUCAGAAGUUUUACGACCGCCACGGGCAACACUCAUAUCAGUCCCCUUCCGGCAACUGUCACGACGAAGAGUUUCUUUCUAAGGUUCUGGUCCGCGGCGAUCGAUAGUUAUCCUCCUAUCUGGGAUCAUGUGUAAGCAAACCCCGAAAACCAAACACCGGACAACGAAUACGCUGAUCGGCAGAACACAUAACCGGAUACACUCUAUGUGGGUCUCUCGUGGUGUUGAAACCAGUAUAGCGAUAUGAUAUACUGUUGCGGAUGUCAGUGUCAACUUCACACGGCAUGAGAAUUUACAAGAACAAAAUGGCUAUUGAUCUCGAAGCUCGGCCGCAGAACAAUCAUUAUGCAAGUCUUGUGCGGAACCUCAAAGUUGCGGUCGUCUCAAAUUUCACGCUCGAAUCUGGUUGCCAGCUCUCUCAAGUGCCAGUGGCUUACAGCACGUGGGGUGCACUGAACGAGGAUGCAAGCAACGUCUUGGUUGUAUGCCAUGCUCUUACUGGAAGCUCAGAUAUCCAAGACUGGUGGCCGUCACUGCUUGGGCCCAAGAAGGCGUUGGAUCCAACCCGCUUCUUCAUAAUUUGCUUCAACCUACUCGGAUCGCCCUACGGAUCCGCAUCUCCACUGACCCUGGACCCGCUGACUGGGGAUCCCUAUGGACCUACGUUCCCGGAGACGACGCUCAGGGACGAUGUGAAGAUACAAAAACUGGUCCUCGACGCGCUCGGCGUUCGUCAGGUGGCUGCGGUUGUUGGUGGUUCGAUGGGAGGACAAUUAACUCUGGAGUGGCCCUUGUGCACGCCGCCGGGUUAUGUGAAAACAAUCAUCCCCAUUUCGACCUCGGCCUAUCAGAGCGCCUGGGGAAUAUCAUGGAAUGAAUCUCUGAUCCGGUGCAUCCAAGCAGAUGCACAGUUCCACGGCGGCAAUUACGGACCUGUGCCGGAACGCCAGCCUAUUCAAGGGUUAGGUGCAGCAAGAAUGAUUGGAAUGCUCACAUAUCGGUCAUGCACGUCUUUCGAGGCCCGAUUUGGCCGACGCAGAGUUGAUUCGAAGAUAUCAACAAACCAAGCAACAGUCUCCAGGCAAUCACUGCCUAGUCCACCUGCAUCAGAUGCAGGUGACGAUCUCUCCGAAGCCGUAGAGCUGAAGAAGUCAACUGGCCAUACGGCAGCGCGUCCUUUGUACACUGUGCAAAGCUACCUUCAUUACCAAGCCGACAAGUUUCUGAAGCGAUUCGACGCCAACUGCUACAUCCACCUCCUUCGAAAGAUGGAUGCACAUGACAUUACGCGCGAUCGAACAGAUAUGGCACUACUACCGACUCAGGCGCAUCCCGACUUCAGUAGCCUUGCCCAUAUCCUGGGCAGUUGUACAACACCCGCUCUUAUUGUCAGUAUAGAUUCUGAUAUAUUGUUUCCUCCUGAGCAGCAAGAUCUUCUGGCAACCUACCUCCCGGACGCUCAGCUCGUUAAGCUCCAGUCCUCUGACGGGCAUGAUGGCUUCCUGCUAGAGUUGGCAGCUACGGACCAGAUGAUUAGAUCGUUUCUUCAGCAGCAUAACCCUGCUGCAUUCGCUGCGGCUCCUUCUGACAGCACCGAAGGAGCGGCCUCAGCGGACGUUGGCCUCGACAGCAUCUUCGGCGAAGUUGACUCGCAUUUCCAAUAGAUAUAUAAUCACUCCAGAUGUUGACAGCGGAUAUUUUGAUACUUGAGAUACCAACUAGCAGGCCCUUGUUUUAUGACGGCGUGAGGCGCAUUUCAAUCGGACCCUUUCCCAGAUCAAGAGUGCUUGAAGGCUGGGAAGGCGCACACUGCAGCCACUUAUUCU